Messenger RNA from Polychytrium aggregatum, 477 nucleotides. RefSeq names its product IGR protein motif-domain-containing protein. Lineage: Eukaryota; Fungi; Chytridiomycota; Chytridiomycetes; Polychytriales. The transcript is spliced from 3 exons. The record is from RefSeq and is a predicted model, not a curated record. Gene Ontology annotation, cellular component: mitochondrion. Bases 1 to 477 code for a protein of 158 amino acids.
AUGAACCCGCUCGCAACCCUCGCACAUCGAUUCGCCCAGAUCUCGAUCCGCUCGUCGGCUCGCCCCGCAAUCGCUCCCGUCCUGAGCCAGGCUCGAUCGGUCGCCACCGUGCCAUUCAAAAACCUGAGGAAGGGAUGGGAAUACCUUGCCCUGUCGGACCUGCAGAAGGACACAUUCGUGCCAGCUCCGCGAGGAGCGAUCACGGAUCCGGCCAGCUUCCUGAACGCCAUCGGGCGAAAGUGUGGAGACGUUGCUGCAAAGUUUACGAGCUGGGAGCAUCUUUUCAAGGCCACCUCGUCGGAGAUGAAGGAGCUGGGCAUCGACUGUCAACGACGAAAGUACAUCCUUGGCUGGCGAGAGUCGUUCAAACGUGGCACCGACCCCAAGGACAUCCCGAUCCCGAAGCGAAAGGAGAAGUACCUGGUGUUCAAGGCCAAGGUCAAGCUCCUGCGACUCAAGAAGCAGGGACUGGCUUGA